GAUGGCUACUCAGACUCAACGUAAGUACCCUCAACGGAAAGAUUCACAGCUAAUUGGCAGCUGUAGCUGGCUUACAAACUCCUCAACACCAACUGAUCCAAAUAAAAUCCAAGCUGAACUAAGGAGCUGGAAAAGGUCUUUACCGGAAGAAUUUGACUUGGAGGAUACCGAUCCACGCAGCUCAAGAUACCGAGCGAUUUUCCAUCUCUACCUCAAUUAUUACUAUGCUUGGAUCGUUAUUGGAAAGGCUUCUCUAAUCAUGAGAGUAAGGACAAAUCUUCAACGUCACCUAGGCCAAGGAUCUCAACCCCGUCCAGUUGAUCCGACUGCCGAGAAUCUGUCCGCUUCCUGCACUAGAGCAGCCAAAAAGCUACUCCAGUUAUUCGAGAAACUUGUUCAAUCUGGAAACUCUGCUCGAUUCUCAUUUACCGACUUCCAAGGUUGCAGCAUUGCAACUAUCAUUACUCUUAUUGCAGGCAUCCUCCAGCGUGACUCUACGUACGAUACUAGGGUAAACUUUGGUCUCAACUGUCUACGGCAGAUGGUGAAUGGGAACCCAGCAGCCACAGUAGGCGUCAAGUUCGUGGAAACACUGCAGUCCAUUUCUGACGAAUCGGCUCGAAAACUGCGCCAGUCGGGCACUUUCACGGAUACACAUGAACGAGAAGAGGCAACGUCGCCCUCAGCGUACAAUUGUUGGGCAGAGUGGCUUGCGGCGCAGGAGCGGUCGUUCAAUCAAGGAUACUCGGUACCGGCAAGGGAGACAACUUCUGGGAAUGUACCAGUAGGAGGAACACCGUCGUUAUGGCCAGUCUCGAUAACCCUUGGAGAGAGCUGGAGUGGAGAGUUACAUCCAGGGGUUGAGGCUUCCUCUGCACAGAGACCAUCGAUAUCACUGCCCAGCGGGGCGUCAGGGUUGGAUAUAGUGGGGAACGACCAUCUUUCGACGCUGUAUCAUGAUGACCAGAAUUUCCUGAUGGGCCUCACUGGAUUAGACGUUCUGGACUUUGCUGGGUACUCAUCUUAACCAGCAGUCGAAUAAGGUCAUGAACAGCGAGGUAGAAGAGGGAGCAGCCAAGCCUUCCGGUCCCUGAGGCUUUGAAAAGACACCAACAAGAAUAAUAAUACUCCUGGCCGCUUGCAAUGUAGGUGAUGGCAACAAGCGGGCUCAGAUUGCUACACCUCUCGCUAUUAUCUAAUCACCAUCCCCUUCAAUCUUCACAAAACGGCUCUUUGC
Fusarium odoratissimum NRRL 54006 is the source of this 1237-nucleotide messenger RNA. RefSeq lists its product as uncharacterized. The annotation marks the transcript as partial. The record is from RefSeq and is a predicted model, not a curated record. Lineage: Eukaryota; Fungi; Ascomycota; Sordariomycetes; Hypocreales; Nectriaceae. The transcript has a single exon.